AUGUCUUUACUGUCAAACCCUUCAUCGUCACCUUCCCAUGGUUUUUCAGGCUCUCUUCAAGAAGAUGGCAAGGGGUUCUCCAACAAUUCUACAAAUGUACAGAAUGUUGAGCGCAAACAUCAGUUACAGUCGUAUUUGAUGGACCUCGACGGAAUCGACUUGGCGGAAGAUGAUGAGGAUAGGAUGUUCGCCCAGCUCAGCGUCGACACUGUAUAUGCAAGUUAUGCUGCGGCGCAGAACCGCGUUCGCCAGUACACCCAAUUGUUGAUGCUUCUGAAGCGGGAGGAAGAACUAUGGGCACAGAGAGUUGAGAAGGCAAGAUAUGUAUUGCCGGAAUACAAGUCCAGGUGGAUGCCAGACUGCCAGGAGUCUUGA
This is a messenger RNA of Suillus subalutaceus, 375 nucleotides long. RefSeq lists its product as uncharacterized. Lineage: Eukaryota; Fungi; Basidiomycota; Agaricomycetes; Boletales; Suillaceae. The transcript is spliced from 2 exons. The record is from RefSeq and is a predicted model, not a curated record. Bases 1 to 375 code for a protein of 124 amino acids.